This is a messenger RNA of Eruca vesicaria subsp. sativa (arugula), 774 nucleotides long. The record is from the annotation of a GenBank genome assembly. Lineage: Eukaryota; Viridiplantae; Streptophyta; Magnoliopsida; Brassicales; Brassicaceae.
AUGGGUAUUCCUAGGGCAAACAAGCUACUCUUAGCCCUCGUGCUCACUGCUUACCUCUUUUCCGGUAGUGCUCAUGCAUGGAGCUGGAGCUGGGGUUCUGGCCAAUCUGGUUCGAGCUGGGGAUGGGGUUGGGGCUCCGACAACAACGCUGACUCUGGUUCAGGAGGUUCAAACUCGAACUCGGGUGGUGGUUCAAGCUGGGGUUGGGGAUGGAGCUCGAACGGAACAGAUACAAACUGGGGUUGGGGAAGCAGCUCUGGCUCAAGCGGCACCGGCUCUAUACAUAAAAGCCACCAAAACCACUCUGGCUCUACACACAACAAGCAUAACUCGGGCUCAAACCACACAAGCGGUAGUAUUAUUGGCUCCUCACACAACAACCACACGGCUCAAGUAUCGCGUAGAAGAAAGAUUGAAAUUACUGUGUGGAAGAACGGAUUCGACUACCAAGAAUGGGCUUCAAAGCAUGCACCCUUCCACACCAACGAUGUCCUUGUUUUCAAGUUCAACGAUAAAAGUCAAUCCAACAAGAGGCACAACAACAACAAGAACGAUGUCUACUUGCUUCCAGAUUUGAAGAGCUACAAGAGAUGCGAUGUGAGCAGCGGCAAGAAGCUAGUCGCAAGAGGAGGCUCAUCAUUAGGGUUUAAGUUGCUUCUCCGCAAGACUCAUGAGACUUACUACUUCGCUAGUGGAGAUCACAACGGCUGCAACCACAACAUGAAGUUCUCUGUCUCCCCGAUCCCUCAGUCUUCUUCACGCACUAAACCCUAA